Molecule: messenger RNA, 2209 nt
Organism: Frankliniella occidentalis (western flower thrips)
Lineage: Eukaryota; Metazoa; Arthropoda; Insecta; Thysanoptera; Thripidae
Exons: 2
Coding region: 166-1872 (568 amino acids)
Molecular function (GO): zinc ion binding
Source: RefSeq, a predicted model, not a curated record
UUGGAGAUGGGUCUCUUUGUCCGGUUUAUAAGCUGUACAACAAAAUUAUGAAAAACAGAUGUGGCCAGCCAUAUGGUCCUGAAAUGAUUUCUGCGCUAGAAAAAAGUAUUGAAGAGUACAAUACUUCAUGUAAGGACAUCUGUGCUAAACUUGGCUCUACUCCUGAUGGCAAGCAGCAUUUUGUUUGCUGUAUGCUCACCAAUGAUGAAAAGAAUCCUGACUCAUCAUAAGGCUGCAGCAGAAAUAAUGUUCAUUGAUUCAAGUGGUAAUAUGGAUAACAAUAAUGCUCGUGUCUUUGUUAUGGUUGCCCCAAGUCCAGUUUGUGGGCUCCCAGAAGGACUGCUAAUCACCUUUUCUGAGACUGAAAUUGUUGUGGCUGCUGCUCUUCAGCUGUGGACAGAAAUCAUUCCCUCAAAUGCAUUUUGUGGACGGGGUCUGCAAGGGCCAAAAAUCAUUAUGACUGAUGAUUCCACACAUCAGCGCAACAGUCUCCGAGCUGUGUUUCCCUUUGCAAUUUAUCUGCUCUGCAUAUUCCAUGUUCUUCAAGCCAUGUGGAGAUACAUUUGGGAUUCAGAACAUAAAGUAAAGUUCGAAGACAAACCACAUGUGUACUUCCUCUUUCGUGAGAUAUUGUAUGCCUCCUCAAUUGAAGAAUAUGAAUCGCGUUAUGAGGUAGCCUUGUCAGAUCCUAUUUUGGGUGCUUAUGAUAUAGUUUACAAUCACUUUAAGGAUCUAAAAAAUCGGGCAAAUGAAUGGGCCCUGUGCUUCAGACUUGAAUUGCUAACCAGAGGACAUCAUACAAAUAAUUUUUGUGAAGCUAUUAUGAGGCUCAUCAAAGGUUUGAUUCUUGGUCGCCUGAAAGCCUACAAUACUGUGCAACUAUUCCACAUUUUAUGUGAAGAAAUGGAUUCACAUUUCAAGACAAAGCUUGCCUUUGUUGUACAUAAUAGAGUUAAGACAUUGCGAUCAAAAUUUAGAGUGAGACCUGAAAAGUUGAAGCCACUGGUUGCAGAAAACCUUUUUUCUUGUACAGAUUUGUACCAGGUGAAAAAUGUUGCAAAGAAUACAGAGUACACUGUUGAUAUGGCCCUUCAGGUCUGUUCAUGCCCAGUAGGCAUGUGUGGCGCUCCCUGUAAACAUCAACUGGCCGUCUCUCAGAAAUUCAAAAUUAGUCACCACCAGUUUCUUCCUACAAAUGAUCCUGAAUUUAAAAUGAGAUUGUUCUUCUUCAUGACUGGGCAGACAACUGCCCCAGAGGGGCUCUUUAAUACCCUUAAGGGUGGUGACGUGGUCAACCCCACAAUCGAACUACCUAUUUGCCCCCCUUCUGAAGGAAAUCUAGAUGAGAAUAGCACUGAUCAGGAAGAACCUUUUGACCAGUCAUUAAAUGGCAUCCUGAGCCAAAGCAGCCUGGAGGAAAAAAAAGAAAGAAUAAUGAACAUGGCUGAAGAUCUCUUCCAAAAAUUAUCUUCGAGUGCUGACUAUCUUUCUGAACCGGUUGACAAAUUCCUAAAUGCUUAUUUCACUAUUGCCAAGAGGACUGACUAUGAAUCAACUCUUGCGUCUGCUCUUUCAACUUUUUCAAAGGACCAAUCAGUUCUUCAACCAGUUGUGUUUGGUAAGUGCAACAGAAUAAACGUUCAACCCACAGCACCAGGCAGAAGGGUUCAUCAUAGUGGUGGAAAACAAGCCCAACCUGGUGGGAGGCCAAGGAACAGUGUCCUAAACAAUCAUCAUGGUUAUAAUAAACAAACAAAGCGGAAGGCUGAUCCUAAUUCUACGCCGACCUGGGCUCUUCCUCCAAAGAAAAUUGCUAAGGUACCCCAUUCGAUGAGCAAGUGCGUCACAGCUAACUGCCGCUUACCUAAGUAAUGUACGUGACAUUUAUUGUAUGCUAUGCUACAUAAGAGCUUUUGUGAUUGACCCUUAGUGUUUCUAUAGCUUUGACCCUAUUGUUAUCGCUUGUUAUCUAAUUCCUUUUGUUAAGGAAUAUAUAUCAAAUUUUUCGCUUGAUUGUGUUUUUUGAAGUCUAAUGAAGCAUGUUGAGUUAUAGUUCUUUGAAUGUAUCUUUUAUUUACAGGAACAGUUAAGUUCUCUUUGUGUGAUCCUUUGUUUAUGUUUGGUUCUGUCUUUACAUUGUAAUUUAGAAGAUUACAUCAAUAUAAGACUUAUUUACAAACGAUACCAAAAAUAAAUGCAGUUUUUAUGA